Molecule: messenger RNA, 797 nt
Organism: Acinonyx jubatus (cheetah)
Lineage: Eukaryota; Metazoa; Chordata; Mammalia; Carnivora; Felidae
Gene: TXNDC17
Product: thioredoxin domain containing 17
Exons: 4
Coding region: 23-634 (203 amino acids)
Cellular component (GO): cytosol
Molecular function (GO): protein-disulfide reductase [NAD(P)H] activity
Source: RefSeq, a predicted model, not a curated record
GCAGGGUGGGCAGCCGCCGCCCAUGGGGCCCGGGCCGGGGCGGCUGGGGCAGAAGCCCGGGUGCCUGCGCAGAGCCAGCACGGAGGGCACGGGCCAGCCACAGCCGGAGGCGGGACGCGGCGCGGAGGCCUUCUGGCCGCCCCAGGCUCCCGUAGCGCCGUGGAGCCCCGCCGGCCGCGCCCCCGGAAGCGGCCGCUCCCCGCCCCGUCCCGCGGCGGCGCCUCCCGGAGACCCGGCCGGCGGUGCGCGGCGCGCCCUCCCGAUGGCCGGCUACGAGGUAGUGAGCGUGUCCGGCUUCGAGGAGUUCAGCCGGGCGGUGGAGCAGCACCACGGCAAGACCAUCUUCGCCUACUUUACCGGCUCCAAGGACGCCGGCGGGAAGAGCUGGUGCCCCGACUGCGUGCAGGCGGAGCCAGUCGUGCGAGAGGGGCUGAAGCACGUCAGUGAAGGAUGUGUGUUCAUCUACUGCCAAGUGGGAGAGAAACCUUAUUGGAAAGAUCCAAAUAACGACUUCAGAAAAAACCUGAAAGUAACUGCGGUGCCUACACUCCUUAAAUACGGAACACCUCAAAAACUGGUGGAAUCCGAGUGUCUCCAGGCCAACCUCGUGGAGAUGUUGUUCUCUGAAGAUUAAGAGUUGAUGAUGACAGUUGUGUCUUGAUUUCCUGAUCUGCUCUGGCAUAAAAGCAGUUGCGUACUUGCUUUGAAUUCAUGUUAGCAAUAAAUAAAUAAAUGAAUGACGAUGUAAAAAAUAGUUUAUGUCUAAACAGUGCUAUUAAAAUGCUCACAAACCCUCA